Molecule: messenger RNA, 933 nt
Organism: Fusarium keratoplasticum
Lineage: Eukaryota; Fungi; Ascomycota; Sordariomycetes; Hypocreales; Nectriaceae
Exons: 2
Coding region: 1-933 (310 amino acids)
Source: RefSeq, a predicted model, not a curated record
AUGAAUAACUUCACUCUUAAUCCCAUGCCCAACUUUGGGUUUGAUUCUGUCGCUAUGGAUUAUAACUCGAUGACCAACAACAUGAUCGACAACUCAAUGGUUAACAACCUUGUUGUCGACAACUCCACGAGCAAUGACUUGAUGGAUAUUACCGAAAUGACCCAGGGUCUGGUUAUCAAGGAUUCCGGGGUUGAAGAUUUGAUGAUGGUCGACGAUUUGAUGGUUGAUGACUCUACGAUCAACAGUCUCACGGCCAAUGACUCCAUGGCCUACACUCACUCGACGAAUAGCUCUGCCAACGGUUUCCCUACCGCAAAUACUCCCGUCUCUAUGGGAGACCAAGUUGACACUACCAUGAUCGAUAGUCCUGUUAACAGUGUGUCUACGACAAACAUCUUUCUGGCAGGCAAUCCCCCAGCCAAAGAUUUUAUGGGCUCAAUCCCCAAUCCUCCCAUGGCCAAAAGUCUUAUCGGGAAAGGGACCAUGGCGGACAGCUCCGCACCUACAAAACGAGCCGCAAGUAUCUUCACUCCUGCCCUACGAGAGUCACUUCGGAACCAGUUCCUAUUCGUGGACGGGCCCCGAAAGACAGAGGGCGUCUGGCUCUGCGCCAAGUGCAUCAAGCAUCUCGACCGGGAUGGAAACGAUGACUAUGAGACCUCCAAAGCUCAGCUGCGAAUGGCAUCAUUGAUGCAUGGGGAAGGUGGUCAGGUCGGCAUGCUUGUCGGUUAUUGGCAAUGGGACGUCAGCGCGGCCAACGCCUAUCGUAUUGAACUCCUCUAUGACCAGGUUAUCCUUGCCGAAGUUAUUGCCGGCCUAGGUGAUCAGCUCUAUGAAGAGCUCAAGGAAACAGCUUCUGACGAAGCCCUCAAUGGGAUCGGAUCGGAUAAGUGGCCGAAAAAUGACAGCCAAAGGAUUGAACUGGCGAUCUGA